AUGGCACGUCAACGCCACCUCCUCCUCCGCUUCUUUUGCCUCCUCUUCCUUAUGAUCUCUUUCUCCAUAGCGGUUGACGACGACGAUGCCGCCAUCAUGACUAAGCUUUUGAAGUCCAUUUUGAAUCCCCCAUCUACUUGGGGAGCCGAUAAACACUUCUGUGAUUGGGAAGGAAUCAGCUGUGACAACUCAUCAUCCAAUCGUCGUGUUACCUCCAUCAAACUUUUUACAAAAUCAUUCAGCGGAACCCUCCCAUCCGACCUUAACAAGCUCUCACGCCUCGAAACUCUUGAAGUUCGACAUACCUAUAUUACUGGACCGCUGCCUACAUUAGCUAACCUCACUCUUCUCCGACAAGUAGCCUUUGUAAGAAACAACUUCACUUCAAUCCCUCAAGAUUUCUUCUCCGGACUUAUCAGUCUCCAAAAUUUUACCAUCUCUUACCCAUCCAAUCUUGCUCCAUGGGUUCUCCCUGAAAACAUCGCUGGAUGUACUAGCUUACGUUUAUUCGAUGCCAGGUGGGCAUCGGUCGCGGGUUCCAUUCCCGAAUCUUUCAGCAGCUUACCCAAUCUGCAGGAUCUCAAUUUGUCUUUCAAUAACCUCACCGGAAGCCUGCCCUCUCGCUUCAACAACCUCUCCAGUCUCGAAAUGCUUAACCUUGCAAGAAACACACUCUCAGGUCCCUUGCCUACUUUUUCUAACCUCACUCUCCUCCGGCAAGUAUUCAUCCGUAACAAUAACUUCACCGGUUCUAUUCCAGACAAUAUCGACCAUCUCUCUAAUUUGAUGGAACUUGAUUUGACUGACAACCACCUCAAUGGAAGCCUCCCCUCGCAACUCAACAACCUUUCCAGUCUCACUUAUAUUUUUCUUAGUAACAACUCAUUCUCUGGCGCCUUGCCCACUCUGUCUGACCUCAGUUCACUCGUAUCACUAUACCUAGACAAUAACAAGUUCACUUCAAUCCCCCCGAAUUUCAUUUCCGGUCUCACUUAUAGCCUCACAUACUUUCGCAUCUCUAACAACUCAUAUCUAGAGCCAUGGGCUCUCCCAAACUACUUUGGCGAUAUUAAUCAAUUAGAGUCAUUUGAAGCCGCUAAUGCUAGCAUAAUAGGUUCCAUUCCAGACUAUAAUAACGGUAGUAGCAUUUUAAAGACAAUCCAUUUGUCCUACAAUAAUCUCACAGGAACCAUACCUGCAUCUUUUGCCAUGUCGUCAAUUAGCGAUCUUCGGCUUGACAAUCAGCUUCAAGGCCUUUCUGGUACGCUUGAUGUAAUCUCUUCAAUGUAUCAACUUAAGCACGUUCAGUUAGAAGCUAAUGAUUUCAGUGGUCCUAUUCCUCAGAACUUGACACGUUUGCCAUAUCUUCAACUACUUGAUGUGUCAAACAAUAAUAUUUCUGGAUAUGUACCUCCAUUCGAAAAAACGGUGUGGUUCUUAUAUAACAAUACAUCAAUACGUAAACAAAGUUCUAGCAGAAAUAAUGGUUCAUUACGUGUGGUUAUUGGUAGUGUAAUAGUUAGUGUUUUUGCUUUAGCUGGGAUUGUGUUGCUCGUGUCCUACAAGUAUUAUGGAGUUUCUAGAAAAUCAAGCAUUCAAAUUAUCGGAAGUCAUGGUGAAAUACCUAUUUCCGAUAAUGACAAUUUAAUGAUUUCCAUGCAACUACUUGAGCUAGUCACCGAUAAUUUUAGUGAUAACAAUGUGUUGGGAAGAGGUGGAUUUGGUACGGUUUACAAAGGUGAGUUACUUGACGGAACUAAGAUUGCAGUCAAAAAGAUGAAAUCUGAUGUGAACGAAACAAAAGGGAUUAAAGAGUUCCAAGCAGAAAUUGGGGUACUAACAAAAGUAAGACAUAGACAUCUCGUCGCUCUUCUUGGGUAUUGCAUUAAUGAUAAAGAGAGGCUUCUGGUGUAUGAAUACAUGUCGCUAGGUACUUUAAGUCAGCAUUUGUUUAAGUGGAAAGAACAUAAAAGUCAACCUCUUAGCUGGAAUCAAAGGGUUUCAAUUGCUUUAGAUGUGGGAAGAGGGGUUGAGUAUAUGCAUAAUUUAGCACAACAGAGCUUCAUUCAUCGUGACUUAAAGCCUGCUAAUAUUCUUCUUGAUGAUAACUUGAGAGCAAAGGUUGCAGAUUUCGGUUUGGUUAAGAAUGCACCCGAUGGAAAGUGCUCAAUAGAGACAAGAUUGGCAGGGACUUUCGGUUAUUUGGCCCCAGAAUAUGCUAUUACCGGGAGGCUGACAACAAAAGUGGAUGUUUAUGCCUUUGGAGUAAUCUUGAUGCAAUUGAUUACUGGCCGCAAAGCAUUAGAUGGAAGUAUGUCUGAUGAGAGAUAUCAGUUGGUUACAUGGUUCCGAAGGGUCCCUGUCUACAAAGAAAACAUGGUGAAAUUCAUUGAUCAAGUUCUUGAGACUUAUGACAGUGAAACCCUUCAAAGUAUCUUGAAGGUGGCUGAGUUAGCACACUACUGCACUUCACCCGAACCAUUUCAGAGACCUAACAUGGGUUAUGUAGUGGGUAUUUUGGCUCAACUUGUAGAAGAAUGGAAUCCCUCUCGACACAAAGAAGAUAUAACUUAUGGCCACAAGUACCAUAUGAGCCUUCCAGAAAUGUUGCAAGACGAUGAGGAUACCUCAAAAAUGCUCAACCUCUUUCGGUUAAGCUCGUUUUAA
Molecule: messenger RNA, 2667 nt
Organism: Erigeron canadensis
Lineage: Eukaryota; Viridiplantae; Streptophyta; Magnoliopsida; Asterales; Asteraceae
Product: receptor-like kinase TMK4
Exons: 3
Coding region: 1-2667 (888 amino acids)
Biological process (GO): protein phosphorylation
Molecular function (GO): protein binding; ATP binding; protein kinase activity
Source: RefSeq, a predicted model, not a curated record